This is a messenger RNA of Zea mays, 1251 nucleotides long. RefSeq lists its product as uncharacterized. Bases 435 to 887 code for a protein of 150 amino acids. The record is from RefSeq and is a predicted model, not a curated record. The transcript has 2 exons. NCBI's taxonomy places the organism in Eukaryota, Viridiplantae, Streptophyta, Magnoliopsida, Poales, Poaceae.
CACCAAGAGGAAGCCACCGCCACCUCCGCCUGCGUGCCCGCUCCCACCCGCGCCCGCCGCGCUCGCCGGUGCCCCAGCCCCGGCCAAGGUUUGUGUCGCUACUCGCUAGACUAGAAUUCCGCGCGGACCUUUGCCGGCGGAGCCGUUCUACGGCAUCUCGGCGGGGACAACCAUGCGAAUUUCCUUGGCGUCGACGUUGACGCCACCUGCGCCACCACCGGUGAAGGCCUGCAGGCCGCUGACCUCCGAGACAGGGGAGGCGCCCGAGCUCCACAACGGUCACGGGCCUCGACGACUGGACUAAGGCCGAGCGCUCGUCGAAGUUGGACUGCCGCUGCGUCGGCCCCCGCGAUGAGUGCAUCGAGUACAGCUCGGCGGCGCCGAAGCUCGAGGCGCGCGCGCCACUCGCCGGCGUGGGCGGCGCGCCGUCGACCAUGGCGAAGAAGUCGGUGUGGUUGAAGUUGGAGCCCUGCGGGCUGUGCUGCCGCGACGAGCUCAUCGAGUAUAUCUCCGCGCCCGUCAGGUUGGACGGCAGCGGCGUCGCCAUCAGCAGCAACCGAUGCGACGCCGACAACAAGCGCACCGUGACGUGGAGCCUGCCGUCCUCCGCCACCUCGGCCUCCAUCUCGGCGCGCCCGCCCUACAGCGGCAACUCGUUCGGGUCCACGUGCAGCGACGCGAUGGCCGCCAUGGUGUCUAGGAACUGGUCCGCGAUGAGCGUCCGUGCGGCGCGGAACUUGAAGAGGAACAACAGCAGUGUGUACCAGAUGAUGCACUGGAGGGCAGGCGCGAGCACGCGGCCAGCCCCGCGAGGACGACUAGCUUCUACAGCGUGUCCGCUGCCAGGAACCGAAGGUUCAUGGCGUACGGGUCAUUGGUGGAGAUGAAGUGGAAGGAUUUGAAUCAAGGUUCAUUUAUUUUCAGGCGUGGAAAGUAUUGCAGAUAGAUGUCUCUAAUUUAACGAGCUCAAGUGCUAUGUUGUCAAUUGACCCCGAGAUGGUCCUUUGCAGUGAUGGCACAGAGGCUGUGGUCAGAGUAUGUUCAGAAAUCGCCAGAGAGAAUGUUAUCCAAAGGAAAUAUUUAGAUUGGCCAUAGCUUACAUAGAGAUUUAUGCGGUAAGGUGUGGUUUGUAUUUUUUGUCUGACCUAUCUGAUGUGUCAAUCAGAUGUGUACUUUGUGUUUAGUUGAACAUGUUUCUUAACUGUUUUUAGUACUGAAAGGGAAUUAGGCUUACACCUUUUUCCUAAUUAA